CGCCAUGCCGCGCGCCGCGAUCCACGACCAAGCGGUGCACCUGACGGGGGUCCAGCUCGCGGUCGUCUUUGUAACCCUCGCGCUGGUCAUGUUCCUCGCGACGCUGGACACGACGUGCGUGUCCACCGCCGUGCCGGCGAUCGCGGCCGACCUGCACGCAGGGAGCAGCAUAACGUGGGUGGGCACGAGCGCGCUGGUGGCCAGCACGACGACGCAGGUCGUCGCCGCGCGCCUGUCGGACAUAUUCGGGCGCGCGCCGCUCCUCCAGCUCUCGCUCGCCACCUUCGCCCUCGGCAACUUGCUCUGCGGGUUCGCGAACUCCCCGGGGUGGCUGUACGCUGCGCGCGGCGUCGCGGGCGUCGGCGGCGGCGCGCUCAACUCGCUCGCGCUCAUCGUCAUCUCCGACGUCGUCAGCCUGCGCGAGCGCGGAAAGUACAUGUCGUACAUGGGCAUCCCUGUCGCGCUCGGCCUCGGCAUCGGGCCUGAGGUCGGCGGCGCGCUGUCCGACCACCUCAGCUGGCGCUGGGCCUUCUGGGUCACUGUCCCGUUCGCGGUCGCUGCCAUGCCCGUCAUGUGGUGGUUCCUGCCCCUCAAACCUGUUCCGGGACGGCUGGGGGACAAGCUGCGCGCCGUCGACUGGGCAGGCAGCGUGCUCGGCCUCGCGGGCGUCGUGCUCGUGCUCGUGCCCGUCUCGGCGGGCGGCAGCACAUGGGCGUGGAACUCGAAAGAGAGCAUCGCGCUACUCGUCGUCGGCAGCGUGCUGUGCGUGGCGUUCAUCGUCGUCGAACACUACCACCCGCUCCCAAUCCUCCCUCUGCACCUCUUCCUCAACCGCACCGUGUCGCUCGUCCUCGGCACCAUGUUCCUCGUCGGCAUAGUCUGGUUCGGCCAGUUCUACAUCGCGCCGCUCUACCUCCAGAACGUGCUGGCCUACAGCGCCGUCGAGGCCGGCGCGCUCCUCCUCCCCCUCCUGAUCGGUCAGGCAGUCGUCAUGGCCGGCGUGGGGUACGCGAUGAAGCGCUGGGGCCAUACGCGGGGCAUCAUCCUCGCAGGCUACGGUAUCUGGACGGCGGGGCAGGGGAUGCAGCUCGCGUGGGGCAUCAAGCGCGACCUUGGCGCCAUCCUCGGCGCGUUGCUGGUACAGGGUAUCGGCUUUGGCCUGACCUCGCAGACUACGCUGGUGCUGGCCCAGGCGAGCUGCGACCCCGCCGACCGCGCCGUCGUCACGGGCGCACGUAACCUCUUCCGCACAGCAGGCGGUGCCGCCGGCCUGGCGCUCUCGACGGCGCUCAUCAACGCCGUGUUCGCGCGCCACCUGCCCUCCUCGCUCGCGCCCGACGUCGCCACACAGCUCAAGAACGACGGGUUCGGCCUCGCCAACGUCCCUGACGCCCUCAAGGGAGACGUCACGCACGCGUACUUUAUCGCCCUCCGCGCCGUCUUCAUCCUCUACACGCCUGUCAUUGGGCUGUGCUUGCUCUUGUGCUUCUUUGCGAGCGAUGCCGAGCUUGAGACUCGCCCGGUUCCGCCGGCUGCGACGCAGGCCGAAGACGGUAUCGAGCUGGCUGACCGCAUGACAGCGGCCGAGCCGACAGAUAUCAAGCCGGAUGACGAGGAACCCCAAGCCUCGGACAAGAAGCGCGUUCUGGCCCAUGGCCGUGCUGACGGUGCGGCGGAGAGCGACGCUGAGCCCGGCCCAAGCCGCUACUCUACGCGCCAGUCGAGCCGGCGGCGCCUUAGCGCGCGCGUGGAGACAACGACAUAG
Messenger RNA from Vanrija pseudolonga, 1765 nucleotides. RefSeq names its product Efflux pump dotC. Lineage: Eukaryota; Fungi; Basidiomycota; Tremellomycetes; Trichosporonales; Trichosporonaceae. Gene Ontology annotation, cellular component: plasma membrane. Bases 5 to 1765 code for a protein of 586 amino acids. Gene Ontology annotation, biological process: transmembrane transport. The record is from RefSeq and is a predicted model, not a curated record. Gene Ontology annotation, molecular function: transmembrane transporter activity. The transcript has 4 exons.